Molecule: messenger RNA, 670 nt
Organism: Prunus mume (Japanese apricot)
Lineage: Eukaryota; Viridiplantae; Streptophyta; Magnoliopsida; Rosales; Rosaceae
Product: peptide methionine sulfoxide reductase B5-like
Biological process (GO): protein repair; response to oxidative stress
Molecular function (GO): peptide-methionine (R)-S-oxide reductase activity
Source: RefSeq, a predicted model, not a curated record
UUUCCGUCCAUAUUCAUUUUCCCGGAAAUCUAUAUCAGAGCUUUCCCAGAAAACCCAUCUCAAUCAUUGAGUGCGGACAGUGGGCAAUGGCUGCACCGGGGUCAGUUCAGAAAUCCGAGGAAGAAUGGCGCGCUGUUCUCUCCCCUGAACAGUUUAGGAUUCUACGCGAGAAGGGGACAGAGCCAAAAUUCACUGGGGAAUAUGACAAGGUUUUUGAAGAAGGGGUUUACAAUUGUGCUGGUUGUGGAACACCACUCUAUAAGUCAACUACCAAGUUCGACUCUGGAUGCGGUUGGCCUGCAUUCUAUGAGGGUCUGCCUGGAGCCAUAAACCGCUCUCCUGACCCUGAUGGGAGGAGAACUGAGAUCACAUGUGCAGCUUGUGGUGGUCACUUGGGCCAUGUUUUUAAAGGGGAGGGGCACAAGGUGCCGACCGAUGAACGCCAUUGUGUCAACAGCGUUUCGGUCAAGCUUGUUCCAGGGAAGUCUACACUCUGAAGUCCUCUGAUCAAGUUUGUUUUGUACACUUAAAACCUUAGUGUGGUUCUUGCCUUGCUUGAAGACCAAGAUUGAUAAUCUGAUAUGCAGUGAUUGUCAGUAAGUCGAGGGAGAGCGAUGAAUGAUGUGUUAUAAUUUUACUAAAAUGGCAAUAAAACCUCUUUGUGUUUAGC